GUCACUGGCGUGGAACUUCUCGCAGCUCGCGCUUGAUUCCGAACGGACGCUUUUGAUUCCUUUACGGAAGUUGCUGUUCGUUGUUUACUUAACCGGAUUAGAAUCGGUUUCCCAGAGUGCAGAAUGCGGCUGACGCGUCGCCUGCUGUUCGCUGGCUGUGUUUUGUGGAGUUUGUCGGUCACGGCGGCGAUAGAGCCGAUCAGCACCAGCAUCGCGGUCGGGAUGGCCGCGGCUCUCACCGGAUUCCUGGCCCGGUAUCAGAACGUGCUCUAUUACUUCCAGGAGUGCUGCAGACCGGAGUGGAUCUCAUACAACCAGACAGGACUGAAGAAUGACCUCAACACGAAGCUGUAUGGGCAGCACGUCGCUGCUGAGGUCAUCAUUAAAGCCGUCACUGGCUUCAUGAACAACAAAAACCCAAAGAAACCGCUGGUUCUGUCCCUCCACGGCUGGACCGGGACCGGGAAGAACUUCGUGAGCCAAAUUAUAGCAGAAAAUAUUUACGAGAAAGGGAUGACGAGCAGCUUCGUUCAUCUGUUUACAGCGACAGCACACUUUCCCCACGAGGCUCACACUGACACGUACAAGACCCAGUUACAGGAGUGGAUACGAGGGAAUGUUUCCAUCUGCCCGCGUUCAAUGUUCAUCUUUGAUGAAAUGGAUAAAAUGCAUCCCGGGCUGAUCGACAGUAUUAAACCUUACCUGGACUUCUAUGACAACCUGAACGGAGUGUCGUACAGACAGGCCAUCUUCAUCUUCCUCAGCAAUGCCGGGGGUGAGAACAUCGUUCAGGUGGCUCUGGAUUUCUGGAGGGAGGCUAGAGAACGAGAGGAGAUCCAGCUGAAGGAUCUAGAGACGGCACUUUCACUGUCUGUCUUCAACAACAAAAACAGUGGUUUCUGGCACACUAGUUUAAUCGAUAAGAACCUGGUGGAUUUCUUCGUGCCGUUCCUUCCUCUGGAGUACAAGCACAUCAUUCAGUGCGGUUUGGCUGAGAUGGUCUCCAAGGGUCACGCCCCAGAUAAAGAAGUGGUUGAAACCAUGGCCCGCGACCUGAACUACUUCCCUAAAGAGGAGCGUGUCUUCUCCAUGCAGGGCUGCAAGGUUAUUCCCAGCAGACUGGACUUCUAUAUUUGAUCACGAGGGGAAAAACAACAAAGACUCGAGACACCAAACCUGUCAUCUUCUGUGUGCUUUAUUUCACAGAACUGCAAUCGAAGGAAUUGCAGAUUUGCUCCUCAGACUGAAUGUUUUUAACUCAAUCACAGUUGUUUUAAACACUUGUGGAGACUGUUUUAUUCAUGUCGGAGCAGCUGCUGAAGUCCUUGAUCUCAAGGGCGUUUCGGUUUAAGAUGAUGAAGUUGCAGAGGAAGCUUUUUAUUAAAUGACUGCACAUUGUAGAGCUCCUAAAACACUGGCUGUCAGCGAUUUCAUAAUGAUCUGUAUUAAUUAUCGUGAAGGGAAAAGUUCAUUUGCCUUUGUCUUGAAAUAUCAGAUACAUUUCUGCCUUUUUUUUUUUUUUUUUUUUUAAUGUCAGGGUAAGUUGCGGAUGAAGAACUUGAAUCUCAUUUUGAUCACUGAAACUUAAGAGCAUUUGUUUUUCCAAUGCAUCACUGUCAGGAUUCAUGUUUGUGUUGUGGAUAUGUGCCACUGGUUCUGAUUGAAGCGUUUGUUGAGUGAGUCAGUGCCUGUUUAUCUUACAAGAGUUCAGAAUACAGCCGAUGAACACUCUUUUUAUUAUUAUUAAUUAUUCUGCAUUAUUUAAUGAUCUGGUUUGAACAUUUUCAGAGAUGAGAUUUAAUUUUGAGAUGAGCCAAGAUAAAAUACUUGAAGGAUAUUAUCUACAUAUUGAUUUUGAUAAAGCUUUAUGAUCUAAACAGA
Messenger RNA from Cyprinus carpio (common carp), 1881 nucleotides. RefSeq names its product torsin family 1. Gene Ontology annotation, cellular component: endoplasmic reticulum; endoplasmic reticulum lumen; nuclear envelope. The record is from RefSeq and is a predicted model, not a curated record. Lineage: Eukaryota; Metazoa; Chordata; Actinopteri; Cypriniformes; Cyprinidae. Gene Ontology annotation, molecular function: ATP binding; kinesin binding; ATP hydrolysis activity. Gene Ontology annotation, biological process: protein localization to nucleus; nuclear membrane organization.